This is a messenger RNA of Amaranthus tricolor (Joseph's coat), 1878 nucleotides long. RefSeq names its product beta-glucosidase 44-like. Gene Ontology annotation, biological process: carbohydrate metabolic process. The transcript is spliced from 10 exons. The coding region runs from base 179 to 1714 and encodes 511 amino acids. Gene Ontology annotation, molecular function: beta-glucosidase activity. The record is from RefSeq and is a predicted model, not a curated record. Lineage: Eukaryota; Viridiplantae; Streptophyta; Magnoliopsida; Caryophyllales; Amaranthaceae.
AGUGAGACCCUUCUCCUACAACUAUUUUAAGUGUGGCCUACAUAAAAAAAUCUUACCGCAUAUCACAAGGCAGUUCUUCCCAACAAGUCCUAUAAAAUGGGCACCACGUCUGAGCUCCAAUGCCUACAACCUAGGUACUACCGACAUUAAAAAUUAGUCCCUUUUUCCCAACAUUACAAUGGGGAAGAUUAAUCUUCCAUUGUUAUGUUACUUUCUUGUAUUUAGUCUUACAAAAUGGCCAACAUUUGCAACACCAACAUCAAAAACAGAUAAUAAUAUUAAUAAUAAUGGUGGGUUAAGCAGAAAGAGCUUCCCUAAAGGUUUUGUUUUCGGCACAGCCACAUCUGCCUACCAAGUAGAAGGCAUGGCUCACAAAGAUGGCCGUGGCCCUAGCAUUUGGGAUGAAUUCAUCAAAAAACCCGGGAUUGUGGCCGGUAAUGCAACUGGUGAGGUCUCAGUGGACCAGUACCAUCGCUAUAAGGAAGAUGUUGAUAUAAUGGCAAACCUUAACAUGGAUGCAUACCGUUUCUCAAUCUCAUGGUCUAGAAUUUUCCCAGAGGGUGCUGGAAAAGUAAACUGGAAGGGAGUGGCUUAUUACAAUAGACUGAUUGAUUAUUUGCUUACACGAGGCAUUACACCUUAUGCAAAUCUUUAUCAUUAUGAUCUUCCUCUAGCUCUGGAGAAGAAAUACAAGGGUUUGCUUAGCCCUAACGUUGUGAAGGAUUUUGCAGACUAUGCAGAUUUUUGUUUCAAGACAUUUGGGGACAGAGUCAAGAAUUGGUUUACUUUCAAUGAGCCAAGAGUUGUAGCUGCACUUGGGUAUGAUAACGGCUUUUUUGCUCCAGGAAGAUGCUCUAAAGAAUACGGUAACUGCACAGAGGGGAAUUCAGGCACCGAACCAUAUAUUGUAGCUCACCAUUUGAUUUUAUCUCAUGCCGCAGCUGUUCAAAGAUACCGCGAAAAAUAUUUUGCGAAACAAAAGGGAAGGAUCGGAAUUUUGCUCGAUUUUGUGUGGUAUGAACCACUUACAAGAGGAAAGGAAGACAAUUAUGCAGCUCAAAGAGCUCGCGACUUUCAUGUUGGAUGGUUUAUUCAUCCAAUUGUAUAUGGUAAAUAUCCAAAGACAAUGCAAAAUAUAGUGGGAGAAAGACUACCCAAAUUCACACCAGAAGAAGUGAAGAUGGUUAAAGGAUCCAUAGAUUAUGUAGGCAUCAAUCAAUAUACAGCUUAUUACAUGUAUAAGCCACACUUACAGAGCAAGCCUAAAACCCGUGGCUACCAGCAGGAUUGGGAUGCCGGUUUUAAUUUCACUAAAAAUGGUGUCCCAAUUGGUCCACAGGCAAAUUCUUAUUGGCUCUAUGAGGUACCAUGGGGAUUAUACAAGGCUAUAAACUAUAUCAAGGAACGCUAUGGCAAUCCUACAGUCAUCCUAUCUGAGAAUGGUAUGGAUGAUCCAGGAAACGUGACUCUUCCGGAAGGAUUGCAUGACAUGAAAAGAAUUCAUUACUACAAAAGCUACUUGUCGGAACUGAAAAAGGCCAUCGAUGAAGGAGCAAACGUAGUAGGGUACUUUGCGUGGUCAUUAGUCGACAAUUUCGAAUGGAGAUUGGGAUACACUUCUCGAUUUGGAAUUGUUUAUGUUGAUUAUAAAGACCUUAAGAGGUACCCAAAACAGUCUGCAUACUGGUUCAAGAAAAUGCUUAGUAGAGACUAGACGUACUACACUAUGAUAUCGCUCGAGGGUCAUAACACACACUUUAAUUCAUUAUGAAUUAUAAUGCUCUGUCAAAUUGCAAUGACACCUUUGAUAUAUGUUUGCUAUUUCAUGUAAUGUUUUUAAGUUCAAUAAAAAGAUGUUCUUGUUGGAAAAUUAACACA